AUGUCGUCCAUAGGCCCCCAACUCCCGCCUCAACUAAAAAGGAGCCGCGACGACACAGAUGACGAUACGUCAACCACAUCAAACAAACAUGCUCGUCGCGAAGACUCUCUGCAGAACCAAGACGAGAUAGACCUCAAUGCCUCCGGAUCAGACUCCGAAGACGACUACGCACCGAAAAUGCCUGCUGCCGCCGCGGCUGCACGAUCAGUAGGGCCUUCUCUCCCACCACAUCUCACCGCAAACAACAACGACGACGAAAUCAACCUCUCCGACUCCGAUUCAGACACAGACUCUGACGACGACUUUGGACCAUCCCUCCCAUCAGCCUCGGCCCCUCGGCGACAAAUCGGGCCUUCACUCCCUGCAUCUCUCGAAGACGACGCUCCCAAGCGCGACGACUGGAUGCUCGCUCCUCCGCCCUCCUCAUCCACCUUCUCCGAGCGCGACACCACCCGCAUCCGCGCCCGCAAAUUCUCUUCCAAACCCAAGCCCUCCUCCUCCAGCACCCCCGGUGCACCAUCCAUAUGGACAGAAACCCCAGAAGAAAAACUCAAGCGUCUACAAGACUCCGUCCUCGGACGCACAUCAUCCACGUCCGACGGGGCAUCCAACCUCUCAGAGGAACAGCAAAGAAAAGCUCGUCGCGACGAGGCCCUCGCGGCAAACAUCCAGGCCCAACGAGGCAAGACGCUUCUCGAAGAACAUCAAGGCGGGAAAAAGGCUGUGACAGCGAGUGGGAAACCUGAUGAGGAGGAGGAGGACGAUCCGAGCAAGAGGGCAUUUGACAGGGAAAAGGACAUGGCGGUCGGGGGCAGGAUCACGUCGACACAGAGGAGGGAGCUGAUUAACAAGUCUGCGAAUUUCGGGGGCAGGUUUCAGAAGGGGUCCUUUUUAUAG
This is a messenger RNA of Trichoderma breve, 897 nucleotides long. RefSeq lists its product as uncharacterized. The transcript has 2 exons. The record is from RefSeq and is a predicted model, not a curated record. The coding region runs from base 1 to 897 and encodes 298 amino acids. NCBI's taxonomy places the organism in Eukaryota, Fungi, Ascomycota, Sordariomycetes, Hypocreales, Hypocreaceae.